Messenger RNA from Mucor velutinosus, 3243 nucleotides. RefSeq lists its product as uncharacterized. Lineage: Eukaryota; Fungi; Mucoromycota; Mucoromycetes; Mucorales; Mucoraceae. The coding region runs from base 1 to 3243 and encodes 1080 amino acids. Gene Ontology annotation, molecular function: DNA binding; ATP-dependent chromatin remodeler activity; chromatin binding. The transcript is spliced from 3 exons. Gene Ontology annotation, cellular component: nucleus. The record is from RefSeq and is a predicted model, not a curated record.
AUGCCCCCUACUUUUUCAUCUUUAUCUAAACCUCCUUCUACUACGAAAAGCAUUAGCUCCUUUUUCAGUCCUGUCAAAAAGCCCGUAGAAAAUGACACUCGAUCAAAGAUCAAAGUCAACCCUAAUCUGAAGAGCACCAACCGUUCUAUGUUUGCCUCCAAAUCAUCUGUCUUCUCUCUACCCAGCAGCAGAAGUGGAAGCAGCAGUAGUACCGAAAACUUGACAGAGACAUUUGGAAAGGUUGGAUUCGACUCCAAGCCAAAGAAGCCGUUGAUUGAUCUCACUUCAGCAGCAGCGCCUAGAAGACGCUUGAAACAGCAACGACGACCCAUUGACAGUGACGAUGAAGAGGUGGUUGACUAUGAUAAUGAUGAUGAAGCCAACAUCACAGAAAACAAGCGUGUGUUGAGAGAAAGAAAACCAGUGAUGAAUCGCAUCAUUUUCUCCUCUGAUGAAGAAGCAGAUUUAGAAGAGGACGAUGAUGAUGCGCAGGUAGAUGAAGGCUCCAUGGAAGAUGACGAUGAGGAAUCCACAGGCACCAACACCAAAAAGAGACGCCAACCGUUCAGUGAUUCUGAAGAUGACAUGAUGGAAGAUGUGGAUGAUCAACUGUACAAUGAAAAGCUCACCAAGACAAUCGACCUUCAUCAAAAGACCAAGGAGACCAAGAAAAUGCAUUUUUUGAAGAAUCGUUUAUCAAAGCUGUCGAAUGGAGUUCAUGUGCCAGAUAAGGAGAUUAGAGCUGUUUUACGAAAGGAUCCAUCCAUUGUGAAUGCGUAUCAGACAUUGGCAACGAAAGCAGCCAGCAAGCCUAAACAUGUCAAAAAGCCUCGCUUGACGCAUAAACAUUACACUGAAAAGGACGGUGUGAUUGAACUCAGUGACAAUGACGGCGAUGGCGUAAUUGAAAUCAACACAGAAUCUGAAGAAGAAGAAGAAGAAGAAGAAGACUCUGGCGACGACGAUGACAGUGAUUCAGAUGCGGAAGAAGGUCGUCAAAUGGAGAAUAGACAGCAAAAACAGACAGCUGUCGUCUUGUACUUUAACACAUGCUCGUCAAAGGAUUUCCAGAUCAUGACAGGCUGCAAAUCCGCCUCUGCUGAUAAAUUGAUCGAAUUGCGACCCUUUGCUGAUGAAGACGAUCUCGAGACCAAACUAAGACAAACCAAGGGCCUGAGUCCCAAGUAUAUUGAAAACUGCUAUGAGAUGAUGAGUGGCUAUCGCGCUGUGGACCAGAUUAUCAAGAAGGUGGAGAACUUGGGCGUCAAGUUGCGCAACAUUAUCAACAUUUGGGAAGAACUCAACAACAGUCGACAAGGUUCACCUGCUGCUGCUGCUGCCACAUCCAAAGAUGAUGAGAACGAUGACGAUCAGCCUGGUAUGAGCCUCACCAGCAUAUCCUUGGACAGUGCUAAAGUAAAUUCAACUCGCUAUCGAGAUGCUCUGGAAGGAUAUCUCACGCAGCAACCAGACAUUGUCAACCCUGAAAUGACGCUAAAGGACUAUCAGAUUCUGGGUGUCAAUUGGAUGCUGUUGCUUUACCGUAAACGUAUCUCUGGCAUUCUGGCAGAUGAAAUGGGUCUAGGCAAGACAGCGCAGGUGAUCAGCUUUCUGGGUCGAUUGAAUGAAAUUGGCGAAACUGGUCCUCAUCUGAUUGUGGUGCCAUCUUCCACCAUCCAAAACUGGGAGCGAGAGUUUGAGCGCUUCUGUCCUGACCUGGAGAUCAGAGUGUACCACGGCUCUCAGCAAGAACGCAUGGAGCAACGCAUAAACUUACUGCAAGAAAAUCAAGACAACGAAUUUCAAGUCAUCAUUACCACAUACAACUUGGCUUCGGGCCACGCAGACGACAGAAAGUUCUUUAAAAAAUUAGCAUGUCAGUCCAUGAUUCUGGAUGAAGGCCAUAUGGUCAAGAACUGCACCAGUGCACGAUACAAGUCUCUCAUGGGCAUCAAGACGCCUUUCCGCCUACUUUUGACGGGUACACCGUUGCAGAACAACUUGCAGGAACUGGUAUCAUUGUUGACGUUUAUCAUGCCGGACACAUUUGCUCAGCACGAAGAAGACAUUCGCUCCAUCUUCAAGAUUCGUAAAUCGCAGACAAACGACACUAAAAACAGCGAGCUUGGGACAGCGGCCGACGAGACAUCGAUUCAAGUGCUUGCUAAAGAGCGUAUCAGCCGUGCCAAGAGGAUGAUGACUCCAUUCGUGCUUCGUCGUAAAAAGGAAAACGUGCUCAAGGAUUUGCCCAGGAAGGAACAGAUUAUCGAACACUGCGACAUGACUGAAAACCAAGCUAAAUUGUAUAACCAUAUUAUCGAGCAAACCAAAAAGAAGUACCAAGAAAUGCAAACAACAGCAGCAGAAGUAGCAGAACAGCAGCCACUUGUGGUGGAGAAAAAAACGGACAUGCAGGCACAGUUUGAGGACAUGUCCAAUGUUGUGAUUCACUUGAGAAAGGCGGCAGAUCAUCCCCUGAUGUUUAGAAAUGUGUAUACCGAUGACAUGCUGAGAGACAUGGCCAAGGAGCUUCACAAGGAUGUCAAGUACUGGGACUCCAACUUGGAAUAUAUGUAUGAAGAUUUCACAGUGAUGUCUGAUUUCGAGAUUGAUCGGUUCUGCAGAGAAGAGAAGAGAAUCCAACGCUACAGCUUAAAAAACCAAGAAUGGAUGGACUCUGGCAAGAUUGAACGACUCAAAGUAUUGCUGCCCAAGUUCAAAAAGGAGGGCAACAAGGUGCUGAUUUUCAGUCAAUUUACAAAAAUGCUGGAUAUCCUGGAACUCGUCAUGGAAACCAUCGAUAUCUCUUUCUUGCGACUGGACGGUGAAACCAAGGUGAUGGAAAGACAAAGCCUGAUUGAUGAAUUCAACGACAAUGCAGACAUCAACGUGUUUUUACUGAGCACAAAGGCUGGUGGCUUUGGUAUCAAUUUGACCUCUGCAAACAUUGUCAUCUUGUAUGAUAUCGAUUUUAACCCACAAAACGACAAGCAAGCUGAAGAUCGUGCUCAUCGUGUGGGUCAAACCAAGGAUGUGAUUAUCCACAAACUGAUUUGUAGCGACACAAUUGAAGAGUACAUUCUCAAGAUGGCCAAUAUGAAGCUGCGUUUGGACAAGAACAUGUCUUCAGCAGACGACGAGAUGCUGGAGGAAGAGGACAAUGACACUCCAGCAGGCAAUCGAAAAGGUGUGCAUUCCAUACUCAAAGAAGCCUUCCUUAUUGCAGAUAACCGAGCCAAGUAG